GCUUUGGUCCACGGCCCCUUCGAUCCGUAGACGCAUGCGAUGCACCUGCACGCAGCCGGCGCGGUGCACCUCCAGUAUUUCAUGCCCCGGCACCAGCCGCAUCAGGAAGCCACCGACCUACAGGUGCAGGAUUCCUCCUCGGCCGUGUGCAGGCGCAGCUUGUCGUCGUCCACUUCGCCGGCGGGCGCCGCCAUGUGGGAGUAUCAUCAUCACCAGGCGGCGCAUGCGGCGGCCUUGCAGGCUGCCUCCUCGUCGGCGUCUUCUCUAUUCCCCUCGUGGAGCUCAUCAUACGCCGGGACUACGGCGGCGCUCCUCGGCUCCGCCGGCUCGGCCUUCGCCACCGACGCCUCGUCCUCGCCGCCCGACAUGCGCCUCCCGGCUGCGGGGGAGCACGGCCACGGCCAUCCAUGGAGCCAGCACGGCGAACAAAGCAACAGCACAUGCUACAGGGAGAACUUCCUCGACCUGCUCGCGUCCAAGAACGUGACGCAGGAGAUGUUCGAGGACGUCCCCGCCGACGCCGGUCACUACUCCGCGCAUCAUCAGGCUCUGUCAGGACGGCUCGGAGCAGGCUCCGAUGUUGCACCGAUCAAGUACGAGGCCACCGGCUCGCCGCUGUUCUUUGGGAACUCUAAUCCUCCCGGUAUGCACCAGGGGAUGAACAUGGCGGGUUGCACGCCAUGCUACCCCUACGCAGACCACCACCAGAUGAAGGAAGGCAGCAACCAGCAGCAAGAGCUUGCGGCACCGGCCAUGGCUUCCUUUCUUCACCAGCUGAGUACAAAUACUAGUGUUGGCAUGCAUGGUAGUUUGGAUUAUUCGGGUAUGGGACUUGACAAGAUUUGCCAGGAGGGCCGAGCUGUGGAGGCUAGCGGCUCCUUUGGCAUGAGGAGCUUGCCGGAUCUCAGCUCUUUCAGUGGCUACAGAUCAAACGCAGAAUCGACAUCGUCGGUGCAACCGUACCUGAGAUCCAGCAAUCUGUCUGACAGCAGUAAACAAGAACAGGAUAUUGUGUCGGCAAGGAGUAGCAGCAGCGGCAGUGGAGCUGCGAGUGAACGCAAGAAGCGGCCGUCCGAGGAGAGGACGAGCAACGUGAAGAAGUCGAAGCAAGAGGGCUCCAAAGCAUCUCCUCCCAAGCCACAAGUGCCUAAAGUGAAGAUAGGAGAGAAGAUCACCGCAUUGCAGCAGAUCGUUUCGCCAUUCGGGAAGACUGAUACAGCAUCAGUGCUAUUUGAGACGAUCAAGUACAUCAAGUUUUUGCAUGAACAAGUGCAGUUGCUGAGCGAGCCGUACACGAAUUCGAGCAGGAACAAGGGUAACCUUCCAUGGGUAGUGGAGCAUGCAGAGACGAGCAAGGGAGAUCAGGCAGAGCACGACCUGAGGAACAGGGGCCUCUGCUUGGUCCCUGUCUCGUGGACCCCGGAAGUGUACCGGGACGGCACCGCGAUGGACUACUGGACGCCGGCGUACAGGGGCUGCCUGUACCGAUGAGAUCUCAAUCGCCUGACUGCUAGCUGAAGAAUGUUCCUUGGCUCUGCUCGGUGUUACAUAGGACGACGACGGCAGUUGAUCUGCUUUAUGGUGCUUUGUGGUUCGUAGCUAGCUUGUAGCACGAUCUGGCUUGUUUAGUUUAUUUGCAGUCCUGUGUUUGUUGAUUUGUACUAAUGAGUGCUGAAGAAAUUAUCUGAAUUAAUCGUCCUUAGCUGCUCACAGCCGUCACAUUUCGUAGCGAGGUUGCACCACAGCACCAGAUGUAGUCACACGUUCGUUCGUUCGUUCGAUGAUGUACUUGUGAUCGUUACAGAGUUUAUAUGAUCUCAGACAAGAA
Messenger RNA from Setaria italica (foxtail millet), 1828 nucleotides. RefSeq lists its product as uncharacterized. The transcript has 7 exons. Gene Ontology annotation, molecular function: protein dimerization activity; DNA-binding transcription factor activity, RNA polymerase II-specific; RNA polymerase II cis-regulatory region sequence-specific DNA binding. The record is from RefSeq and is a predicted model, not a curated record. Gene Ontology annotation, cellular component: nucleus. Bases 40 to 1491 code for a protein of 483 amino acids. Lineage: Eukaryota; Viridiplantae; Streptophyta; Magnoliopsida; Poales; Poaceae. Gene Ontology annotation, biological process: regulation of transcription by RNA polymerase II.